Archocentrus centrarchus (flier cichlid) is the source of this 1501-nucleotide messenger RNA. RefSeq names its product sulfotransferase 2B1-like. Lineage: Eukaryota; Metazoa; Chordata; Actinopteri; Cichliformes; Cichlidae. The coding region runs from base 1 to 864 and encodes 287 amino acids. The transcript is spliced from 6 exons. Gene Ontology annotation, molecular function: sulfotransferase activity. The record is from RefSeq and is a predicted model, not a curated record.
AUGUCCACCACUGAGUACAUUAAUUACCAUGGUCUCCUCUUGCCCCCUGAGGCCCACACCAUGGAGAGUUUGGAGUAUGCCCAAAAUUUCAGUGUGGAAGACACUGAUGUGUUUGCUGUCACUUAUCCCAAGUCAGGUACAAUUUGGAUGCAGGAGAUCCUCCCAUUGGUGCUGAAUGGGGGGGAUCUGACCCCCAUCCAUACCAUUCCUAACUGGGACAGAGUCCCAUGGCUGGAAGAGAAAAGAUUGGCUCGAGUGGUGCAUAAGCUGUCAUAUCCACGGGCACUGGUCACACAUUUUCCCUACAACCUCAUGCCCCCUUCCUUUUACACCUCUAAAGCCAAGGUGAUCUAUGUCAUGAGGAACCCAAAGGACAUCAUGGUGUCUUCAUACUACUUCCAUCAGAUGGCCGGUUUCCUUGAGGAUCCAGGAACCUUUGAUGAGUUUAUGGAUAAAUUUCUCGAGGGUGAAGUGUUGUUUGGAAAAUGGACAGAUCACGUGAAGAGCUGGAGAAGCAUAGAACUAGGAGACAGAAUCAUGUACAUUACGUAUGAAGAAAUGGUUCAGGACCUGCCUGCAUCUCUCAGGCGUAUCUCAAAUUUCCUGGGCUGCAAUCAGACUGAAGAAGUCAUCCAGAAGAUAGCAGAGCAUUGCUCUUUCACGACAAUGAAGACCAACAACAUGUCCAACUUCAGUCUGAUGCCCAAGGUGUACAUGGACAGUGACAAGUCUCCUUUCCUAAGGAAAGGAAUUGUUGGAGACUGGAAAAACCACUUCAGCUCAGAGCAACUGGCCCGAUUCAUAUCAGUGAUUUCCAAAGAGCUGGAGGAUGAGAGCUUCUCUCUGCCAUGGAGCCUGGACUGACCACCAUCUGAAACAAAGACACAGAGAUCCAGAGUGGCAAAGAUUAAAUCAAGGCCUGUAUAUGUCAGUCAUCCCAGACCAAGUAAUUAGUGCUAACUGAGCCAAGAUUCUCAGACUUGCUUAUGGUUUUCCUAUUAAUAAUAUUAUUAAUAGCAUUUUGAUUAAGCUAAUUAAUUUGCCUUCUAAUCAAUUUCAACCAAGAUUCAGGAGCACCACUGAGCCCAUUGAAGUUCUCAUGUCUGAUAUGCUCUAAAUUAAAAAGAGCAGCUUUAAAGCUUUAAAGCUACUGAUUGGAUAAAAAUAUUUAGCGUUUUCAGAUGUAAAUACUGCAUCCACGAGAGCUGGGAACUAUUCCAGGAAGCAUGUUCAACAAACUCUGAGUUUUAAAACAUACUCUGAGUUGAUCAACUCUGAGUUUCCUGUUCCAGAACAUCUGAUCAGAGCUAGUUCAAUCAACUCUGAGUAUGAUCCUGAGUUAGAGUGUGCGUGAGUAAAGAAAGAAAGCCAUCAUCAAUGGAGCUCUGAUACCAGGAUUCACCAUGGCAAUGGGUAAAUAAAGAGCGGAGCCUCCAUUUUAAUCCGAUGGAUGGAGGAUCGCAUGUGUCAGUGUUGAGCAUGAUGAGUCACUUUAAUCAGU